Molecule: messenger RNA, 3255 nt
Organism: Crotalus tigris (Tiger rattlesnake)
Lineage: Eukaryota; Metazoa; Chordata; Lepidosauria; Squamata; Viperidae
Product: zinc-binding protein A33-like
Exons: 7
Coding region: 647-1930 (427 amino acids)
Molecular function (GO): protein binding
Source: RefSeq, a predicted model, not a curated record
UUAAGCUGUUAUUUGCUGUAUUUAUAUUUCUCAUUUUUAGUGGAGCAAUAGAGAAGAACAGAAAACGGGCAGCAUUUACCGAGGUCUUUCAAAAUGUUGGCCCAUGAGAAAGAUUGCGGCGCUGUCGUUUUGAGUUUGCCCCUUACAUAAGAAAACGGGGCAAAGGUGCGCGGCACAGUACUGUAUUAGAUUGUACAAUUUAGUCAACUCCGCAAGAGAUAAAAGUUGUUUGUUUGGAAAAUGACCAAUCGCAGGCUUCCACUGUUGCUCCUCCCUACUUAAAAGAGUUCACAGAAUUAAGUCCUGAAUGCAAACUUCCUCGGGUUUUGCAGCCAACAGAAAAAAAACCCCUACUAUUGAGCCCGUCACGGCAAACGUCUUUCUUCUGCAACAAAUAACACCUAAACAGGGAAGAGGCGAGCAGACACAAUAGCGAGCGCCCGGAAGCCUUUCGCGGCAACAUCAAGCAGCCUCCGGAACACCGACGGGGCCCAACAAAGGAGUUAACCAAUAGAGAGCGAGGUUGGCCGUCAGGGACUGUCCCGAUUGGUGUAAAGCGCCACCGCUCAAGCAGGCUGAAGUGCAGGUUGGAGUCAAAGUUGGGGUCUUUACCCGAGUCCCUUGGUGAAGGCGCGACGUGGCGGAAAUGGCUGGCAAGAGCCAGGAGCAGACCAUUGAAGAAGAAUUAACCUGUUCCAUAUGCUAUGACCUCUUCAGGAACCCUGUCAUGCUGGAAUGCAUGCACCAUUUUUGUAAAGAGUGUAUCCAAAAAUAUUGGAAUAGAUGCCCCAAAAUUGCCACUUGCCCCCAGUGUCGGCAAAAAUUUCCUUCCCGAUCCUUUCAUCCCAAUUUUAUUGUAUCUAAUAUAGCGGAGACAGUUCGAAGAUCUGCCUCUGAGGAGCACAAAAGGAAAACCAAAAUGGAGUUCCAAAAGGUCCUUCAGGCCUACCAGAUGAAACACGACAAACUGUUGAAGAUGAAGCGAAAGAACGAGGAAGAUAUCAAGAACUUGGGGACAACAUCUGGGAAACUGAAGUUGAAGAUCCAAGCAGCAUUUCAACAUCUUCAUCAGAUCCUCCAAGAGGAGGAAGGAAGGAUGCUGAUGGAACUAGCUGGAGAAGAAGAACAGUGUAUGCUGAGACUGGAAACCGCUUCCAUACAAUUCAUAGAAGAGAUUGCUGAGUUGAAGAAGAGCAUGGAGCAGGUACAGCGCAGUCUCGACAACUUGGGGAUCUCAUCAGUGCUGCAGGUGGAAACUGUGCCUGUCAGACCAGCACUGCAACCAGAAACAUUGACCUUGGGUCUAAAACAGCACAAGGAGCUAUGUGGAGGACCUUUGCAGUACAUAAUUUGGCGAAAGAUGCUGAAAUCCAUCAGCCCAGCUCCUACUGCUCUGACCCUGGAUCCAGAAUCGGCCCACCCCAACCUCAUCCUCUCCAAAGAUCUGACUUCAGUGACAGAGAAGGAGUCACCUCAGGCAGUUCCCAGAAGUCCCAGACGUUUCCUGCAGAGCGUGAAUGUGUUGGCCAUGGAGUCCUUUGAAAGCGGGCGGCAUUACUGGGAAGUCUGGGUGGGCAACAAGACCAAGUGGGAAUUGGGAGUGGCUUCAGACAAUGUGAACCGGGUAGCCAGAGUCCGGCUGUGCCCAGAUAAUGGCUAUUGGACAAUAAGACUGUGGAACGACUCCGAGUAUUGGGCUGCAGCAACUCCCUGGGUACGUUUGAGGCCCCAGCACUUUCUGAGGAAAGUGGGGGUGUUGUUGGACUGCAAGGCCAAAACGCUAACUUUUUAUAACGCUGAGGAGAUGUCACUCCUCUUUACUUUCCAUCAGUUGUGGGCUGGCAAAUUCUAUCCUUUCUUCAGUACUGGCUUCAGUCAUGGUGAGAAGAAUGCAGAGCCCAUGAGGAUCUGCCACCCUCUCAGGCUCUGAAAUCUCGUUUCACAGGAUUCGGUGGUGCUUUCCUUUUUUUUUUUUUUUUCUUUCCUGCCUUUGCAGUAUUACAGUACUGUUUCUCUUUCCUCAUAACUGCCACUGAAAAGGGUUUGUUGAGAUUUCAGGCCAUUACGUUUCUGAUAUAGAUGCAGCCAACUGUAGUGAAAAAUGAAGGGAUGUUGACCAUUUUUAUUUAAAGUGGUCCCUGAUUGUCUUUUCUAAGGUGGGCUUUCUUUUUUAUUUUAAUCUAACAAGAUAGUUGCUAUUCAUUUAAGGUGCAACCUGGCAAAAAGCAAAAUAUCUUGACUGUGUAUCAGAAAAAAUGAUAGGUGUGAGUUUCUACUUCCUAUUACCACUUUUUCUAAGUGUAAAUACGUUUCUUACACAUAUAUAUAGUAGGCUUGUACUUUAUCUGGUUGGUUUCUCCAUCUACCUGAAGAAAAAAAAUUCCUUGUUAGUAAGACUCAGUUGUCCAAAAAUGCUAUUAAUUUUCAUUUAUAUUCUGAGUUAAGAACAACAACAAAAAAUCGGUCUCAGAAAGAAGCAUAAGUUUAAAGAGAGAGCAUGAAGAAGAAAUGGUUUUUAAACUUUUUAAAACAACCUACAAACUACACAACGGGCGUAAUACCAGCAGGCGUGAGAAUGUCACAUCUUGUCCUGGAUUCUGAGGAGAUUCAGUCAGUCGAAGAGAUUGAAAGCAGCCUUUUCUAUGAUGCAGGGCUAAGAUGCUGAAGAAUUAGAUUAUGCUGUUAUCUUUAAAGGAACCAGCCAGAUUCACAGGUCCCAGACUGAAGGACAGCUUAUAGUGCAGAGGAAGAUUUUCCCAAUUUUGCUGUAUAGUUUUCAAAUAAAAAAAAUAAGGCAUUUUUAUUUUAUUUCAAAAUACAAUGUUAAAAAAGUCCUUGAAAAAUCACUUUAAAAGAGCAUUUUGUAUAUGUGUGUUUUAUGGACAUGAAAACAAGAUCAAUUUAUGGGGGACUAUGAACCGGAAGCAGUAUGUCAGCUUGUACUUUUUCAACAUACGAUUCAGAAUAGCAGCACAAACUGAUUUUGUAAUAACAGCCAAUUGCAGGAGAGAAUUGCUGCAUUAGGAAAUGGGAGAUGCAGCUCUGCACAGUUGAAAGGAGGAAUUUUGAGGCUAUGUGAUGAAACUUCACGGAUAGCUUAGCAUUUGCAAGGGAUGUAUAAAAAGCUACUCCUACCAUCUGUACAAUUAGUACAGAGUAGUACUUUUGUACAGUUACAUAUUUUCUUUACAAUAAAGUCAAAUGAACCAUUUUCUGUACAAUGUUAAAAUAAACAUAAAUGUGUAUUUCUGCCAA